Messenger RNA from Bicyclus anynana (squinting bush brown), 1243 nucleotides. RefSeq lists its product as uncharacterized. The transcript has 4 exons. Bases 163 to 753 code for a protein of 196 amino acids. The record is from RefSeq and is a predicted model, not a curated record. Lineage: Eukaryota; Metazoa; Arthropoda; Insecta; Lepidoptera; Nymphalidae.
ACGAAUUUUUCAAAUUCUAGCUGACGGGUCAUGUUUUCAUGUUAACGAAUAUUAUUUUGCAUUAGAAAUUACAUGCUUUUGAAUAUUUUCUUAUUAAAAUUUUUAUUGAGAAUUGUUUUCAAUUUGAAUUAAUCUUUGUAUUGUUUAUCUAAGUUCAAUAGCAUGGCACUUUUCGACAUCUUCGGUGACCAGCUAACGAGGCAGACAAAGAAACAUGUUUCGCGGCAACCCCUUAAUGAUAUCGAAAACAUGGGCAAAUCUGUUAAAUUAGGCCCAACCAAAGCCAACAACACAGAAAAUAUGGGCAAAAUGAUUAAUUCCGGGCCAAUCAAACCCAAUGAGCCAGUUAAAUCUAUGAAGAAAGGUGGUGAGGUGAAGAAAUCUUUCCUCUCAAACACCGGCAAAGCACUACAGAGUACCCCGAGGGCCGUGUUCACUCCAAAAGCUAACAACAUGCUGCAGUUUAUAUACAAUGACGAAACUGAUGAAGUGGAACCAGGUUACAGCUUUGAGGAAUUAGAAUUCACUAAACCUACAUAUGUUAAUGAUAACUAUCACAGGGAUGCUCUGGACUACCUGUAUAUGCCAGAGCCACAAAAAACUAAAUGUGUAUCCCCACCACAGACCCCACCCCCCAACAUUAGGAGGCACAGCAUGGAGCUUGACUGCUCCUACAAUGAUGAAUUUUUCACAGAUGACUUCUCCAACGAAAGCAUUCCAGUUGAUGACCUGGGGCUGCCUGAACUGUAUUGAAGAUUCAGUCUAAUGUGUACUACAAUUUUAUAUAAAACAAUGUGUCAGUCCAAUUAAUAAUUUUAAUUUUAUAAAUAAUUCUGAAAUUGGUUUUUAAAUAUUUAUUCAAAAUAUUAAAUUGCACUUGGUAAGAAACAUUUGUUGGACUUUCCAGAAUAUAUUGACUGUAGUCAAUAUAUUCUGGAAAUAAUAGAAUAAUGGAAUAAUUAUAAUAGUAUAAAGCGAUAACUAUAAAGUGAUUUGGAUAUAGGGGUAGGAUGACACACCAAGCACAUUUGUGUGUAUAAAUUUAAGGUUUGUCUUGUUAAAGAACUUCAGUUUUACACACCUAUUAGUGUCUAAAGGACUACCAAAAGUGAGCAAACUAUACAUCUCAAUUUAUUUGACUUAUAAUUCUCUAAUUAUUUUCAAAGAGAAGCAAGUUAAUAAAUGAAAGUUAAAACAGUAUUAUUGUAAAUUUUUUUUUUAAAUAAAGUGUUGAUUAAAUAUU